Molecule: messenger RNA, 1463 nt
Organism: Malurus melanocephalus (red-backed fairy wren)
Lineage: Eukaryota; Metazoa; Chordata; Aves; Passeriformes; Maluridae
Gene: STRADA
Product: STE20 related adaptor alpha
Exons: 13
Coding region: 104-1399 (431 amino acids)
Biological process (GO): protein phosphorylation
Molecular function (GO): ATP binding; protein serine/threonine kinase activator activity; protein kinase activity
Source: RefSeq, a predicted model, not a curated record
GGCGCSCUUGCGUCACACGCAGCGUCUCCCGCCGGUGAGCGGCGGCCGCAGCCUGAGGGGUGUCCCGCCCUUUCUGCUGCGUGUGUUCCACAGCGGCGGAUCCAUGUCUUUCCUUGUAAGUAAACCCGAGCGCAUUAGGCGUUGGGUGUCUGAGAAGUUYAUCGUUGAGGGGUUAAGAGAAUUCGAGCUGUUUGGAGAGCAGCCUCCGGGUGACUCUCGGAGAAAAACAAAUGAGGCGAGCUCCGAGUCGAUAGCUUCUUCCCCUAAAAGGGACACCAUGAGCAACUUYCUACCAGACAGCAGCUGCUAUGAGUUGCUCACUAUCAUAGGCAGAGGCUUUGAGGACUUGAUGGUUGUGAAYCUGGCCAGGUAUAAACCCACAGGAGAGUAUGUCACAGUCAGGAGAGUGAACUUGGAGGCCUGCACAAAUGAAAUGGUCACGUUCUUGCAGGGGGAGCUUCAUGUUUCCAAGCUCUUCAACCACCCUAACAUUGUGCCAUACAAAGCAACUUUCAUAGCUGACAAUGAGCUGUGGGUAGUGACUUCUUUCAUGGCCUAUGGUUCUGCAAAAGAUUUAAUCUGUACCCAUUUUACGGAUGGGAUGACUGAAUUGGCCAUUGCUUAUAUCCUCCAAGGCGUCUUGAAAGCACUUGACUACAUCCACCAUAUGGGCUAUGUACAUAGGAGUGUUAAAGCCAGCCAUAUCCUGAUCUCUGUAGAUGGGAAGGUGUAUCUCUCUGGCCUGCGGAGUAACCUGAGUAUGAUCAACCAUGGGCAACGACUCAAAGUUGUUCAUGACUUCCCCAAAUACAGCAUCAAAGUGUUGCCUUGGCUCAGUCCUGAGGUUUUGCAGCAGAAUCUGCAAGGUUACGAUGCAAAAUCUGACAUUUACAGUGUGGGGAUAACGGCYUGUGAGCUGGCAAAUGGACACGUCCCAUUUAAAGACAUGCCUUCUACUCAGAUGCUCUUGGAAAAGCUCAAUGGAACUGUUCCCUGCCUGCUAGACACCACCACAAUUCCUGCUGAUGAGCUGACUAUGAAAACCUCCCGUUCCAGUGCAAACUAYGGGAUGGGGGAGAGCACGGCCAUGAGCAACGUGCGUGCGGCCAACGGGGAGCCAGCCCUGCACCCCUACCUCCGCACCUUCUCCACCUACUUCCAUAACUUCGUGGAGCAGUGCCUCCAGAGGAACCCUGAUUUCAGGCCAAGCGCAGGCACUUUGCUCGGCCACCCCUUUUUUAAGCAGAUCAAGCGCCGCGCUUCCGAAGCACUCCCUGAACUUCUGCGCCCCGUCACCCCCAUCACCAAUUUGGAAGGGACACUGCCCCAGGAUCCCAGUGGCAUUUUUGGGUUGGUAUCAAACCUGGAGCAGCUGGAUGUGGAUGACUGGGAAUUCUAGAAAUAUAGGGACUACACCAAGUUCUGGAGAAGCUUUCUGGACAUUGUAAUUUAUUGGUCCUGUU